UAUGUGCCUUAAUUUUGUGCACUACUUGAAGGCAUUUUAAAUUACCUAAAAUUUGGUUAAAUAAAAAAAAAACGGAGAACAUAACAGCUGUUCGAUACCUUAAUGCCACACUGCUUAUCGAUUACUAGCAACAUUGUUGCGCUCUUCUUCUUGUGCUUGCCAACGCAUCGCUGUGACUGGCAGUUUUACAAGAACCACAUAGCAUUGCAGAGAUAAAAUUCACAUAUACAGAGACUGUGUAAUUUCAACACACAAGAGCAAGCGAAAUCCGACGAAAUCAAGCACGUUUGUGGGCACAAAAACGAUAAUACAAAUACGAAUGAAAUAUAAAGCACGAGCUAACGUCAAUGAGCAAAAGUAACUGAUAUUGUAAUUGGCAAGUUCAUUGCACGAAUAAUAUAUUUGGUUAUAUACAUAUAUUUGUGUGUGCGUGUGCGUCCGUGUGUGUGUGUGUGUUUGUGUAGUAAGCAUGUGUGUGAAUAAGAAAUUUGCAAACUCGAUAAAACAUCGUGCAAAUUGUUAAGUGGCAGUCCGACCUACGUUCAAUAUAUAUACACAUAUACAUAUAUAUAUAUGUGCACAAUGUGUUCGUGUUUCUCCUGCCAAAGCAGCGCAUAAGCUCUCAUAGGAUGUUCAUAGAUAAUAGUAGGUCGGGCAAGCAACGUCAAGAGGCAGAAACCGAAAACAGAAGCUGAAGCAGAACCGGAGCGAGAUGUGAGAAGCGGCUAAAAAAAAGCUAAGCAAUAUGUAAAACGAGGCAGCAGCAGCAGCAGCAGCAUAAGAAGAAGAACCAAAAAAGAAAACUUGUUUGAAACAAGCAAACGCAAGACGAGAGACAACGACGAACAAGACGCUAAAAGGCAAUUUAAACUCUGAGCUGAGACGUGCAAAGCAAAGCAAAGCAAAGCAGAAACAGAAGCAGCAGCAGCAGCAGCGGCAGCAGCAGCGGCAGCGGCAUUUGCAGUCGUCUGCCUUUUGAGCCAAAAGCAAGAAUAUCACAUAGCGAUAGCGAUAGGCGAUAGCAGCAGGUCGGGCAACGACGUCAGCGAUAUCAAUACAACACAUAACUAUAUAGCAGCAUGGAUGAAGAUGACAACAUAUCCAAUGCUGAUAUAAGUAUCGAUGAUGAUGACGACGAUGGGCAGCAGCCGGAGAACAGACGACGGGCGGGCAAUCGCGAUCGCAUCGAAUUGGAUGAGCUCGAGGCAUAUCCGCAGCAAUUUCAGCUGGCGAAUGUGGCCAGCAGCAGUAGCAGCAGCAGCAGCAGCAGUACAAGCAGCGCUGCCAGCGGCGGAGACGCCGCACCGCGCACAGCACGCAAUGCUACCGUAGAUGCUGGCACAGCCGGCAAUUCGCCAUUUCAUGAUUGGGACACACAAAGUAGCACCGCACGCGGCAGCAGCAGCAGCGGCGGUGGUGGCGGCGGCGGCGGAGGAGGAGAAGGAGGCGGUGGCCAGGCGAAUGAGGAGGAGCUCAACGAUGCCGGGGCUGGGAAUGCGGGUGCCAAGCCAAGCUUCUUUUUCGGCACCUCAUCGUUUAUAUUGCGCAGCCGCAAGGAGGUGGCCGCGCUAAUUAAUACGGAAUGCUGCCGUGGCAGUCCAACGCCCGAUUUGGAUUCCAUUAUGGAUACACUUUUUAAUCCUGGCACGCCCAUUGAUAAUCCCGACAAUAUUGAAUGGAUACGCUGGCUUAUUGCUGGCGGUCGCACACCCAAGGAGUUUGUCAAAAUUGUACGCAGCUAUGAUAACCAUGCGAAGUGCGGCCUGGUCUGGGUGCCCCACGUGGUGGCGUAUCGCUGUCGCACCUGCGGCAUUUCGCCAUGCAUGUCCAUAUGUCGCGAUUGCUUCAAGAAGGGCAAUCACACCAACCAUGACUUCAACAUGUUCUUGUCACAGGCGGGCGGCGCCUGCGAUUGCGGCGAUACAUCGGUUAUGAAGGCGGAGGGCUUCUGCAGUGAUCACGGCAUUAAUAAUCGGGUCAAUCGGGAUCCAGUGCCCAACAAUUUGUUGGCCGUUGCCGAGGCUAUAAUGCCCAAAUUGCUGUUCCGCUUGCUGCAGCAUUUUCGUGAGCAUAGCGAUGCCUCAUUGCAGGCGCAUGCCGUCACCUCAUAUUCGUGCGAGGCAUUCGCCAAUAUGCUAAUCGAUUUGAACAAUAUGGGCGAAAUAAUGCGCAAAGUGAUGACGCGCACGCUAAUCAAUACAGAUGUCUAUUCAUAUUUUAUGGAGACACCCUGCCAGGAUACGCGCAAUGGUCGCUUUCUCAAGGCCAAUCGCGAGAAAUAUGAGGAUGCGGUCAAUCGUUUUCCCAAUCCCGAACCGCCCGAUGAAUACCGCGAUUUGCCGGCGCUGGGCAAGAAGCUGGUGCAUACCACACUGCUCGAGGAAUUUAUAUUUUGGACAUUCAAAUUUGAGUUUCCGCAGACGCUGGUUUGUUUUCUGCUUAACAUGUUGCCCGAUCAGGACUACAAGGAGCAUCUGACGCGCACAUUUGUGAUGCACUACAGCCGCAUUCCAUCGGUGCUGGAAAUGUCCCGCGAUCCGGACACGCUCAGCAACCGUGUCGUCCAUAUGAGCGUUCAGCUCUUCUCCAAUGAGAGUUUGGCCUUAAAAAUGGUCAACGAACUGUCGCUGCUGCAUGUCAUGAUUAUUAGUUUAAAACUGAUGAUGUCCAAGAUACUCAUACAGAAUACGCUGCAUGAUCCCACAAAGAAUUUUCACUUUGUGAUCGACUGCACGCGUCAGGUGAUGAAGGAUCACUGCUAUUGGCCACUGGUGUCGGACUUCAAUAAUGUGCUGUCGCAUGAGUCGGUGGCGCUGGUCUUUCUACGGGAUGAUAAUCUCAUCGAUAUGUGGUUUCAGUUUCUGCAAAUGCUGCAGGGCAUGAAUGUGAAUGUGCGCGAAACAGCCUCGCAUGUGGAAUUCGAACCGAAUAGCUAUUAUGCGGCAUUCUCAUGCGAGCUGGAGGCCAGCGCGUAUCCCAUGUGGUCCAUUAUAUCCCAUCUGCAGGAUGGCACACAUGCACAUCUAGCCAAAAAGAUCAUCAACUACUGCGUGACGACGCUGCACGAGUGGCUCGACUCCAUCUACUUCAGGGAGCCCAAAUUGUCACUGGAGGAAAUGAUGCAGGCUUCAUUUCAUUUCCCGUUGCAUCGCUACCUGGCCGCCUUUGUCUGUCAAGCGGUUACAAAAAUGGGCAUCAGCCUGAGCGAUGUGCUGCCCUCGCGUCCAGACAUUUUGCCCCUGCUUAUGAUACAUCCGUUGCGUGUGCAGAGCUUUUUCUACGAAAUUCUCGCUGGCAAAUGGGUGCGCAAUGGUCUGCAAAUAAAGGGACAAGCCAUGACCUACAUACAGGCGAACUUUUGCAAUUCCAUGGCCGAUAUGGAUCUAUUCUUUCUGCAAAUCUGCGCAACAAAUUUGUCGCAAUAUUUCUUUCUGCAGAACACAAUUGAACUGUUCGAUGUGGGCCAAUGGCUGGAAACGGCGCCCCUGAAGCAACCACAGAAACCAGAGCAAUCAUCCAUGCUGGAGGGUUUUCUCACAUUCCUGGCCACCCUGGUGACGAGUCGCACCAAUUUGGGCAACGAUGAGGCUACCCAGUGCAUCAUUGAGAUUAGCGCCCUGCUGGCCACCGAAAAUAAGACGCACUCGCAACUGCUCGAACUGAUGCCGGAACGUUCGGGCAAUGUGCAUACCAAGAAUUUCGAGACGUUCCUUAAGAAGCUAUCCGUGUACAAGGCACCAUCCAGCGGCUCAGAAAAUCUCGAACAAGGCCUGUUCACGCCCAUCGAUGAGGUGUGGGAGGAAUAUUAUGAUCCAUUGCACGUACUGCUGCGUGCUGUCCAUCGUCGGGACUUUCAAUCGUCGCUAGAUCGUUUCACCAACUAUGUCAAGUCCAAGGAUAAAAUGCCAGCCAGCGGCAAUCUAUGGCCACCAUUUCGCCUGCCACUGCCGGUGGGCAGCUCGUUCACGGAUCCCUGUCGCAUACUGAACUCUCGCCUCUUCCACUCCACAAUACUCUCGAUAUUCUUUCGGGCGGUGCAUACGCGCGAUGUAUCCGAGCAUCUGCUAGCUUUAGCUGUAUUCCUGCUUGAGAUUGCCGUUGAGACGAGCAGUGAUAUGAAUGCUGCUGCUGGGUCAUCAUCGGGCGCUUUUCCAGGCGGUGCCUCAGCCUCGCCCGUUGCCAUGGUCGAGUGCGAGCCCCAGCAUAAGUCGGGCUAUUAUUAUGGCGGAAACAGGCGUGAGCCGCCCAAGCUCUUCCAUUGCUAUCCCACAGAUAAUCUUAGCUGUAAUCUGAGGCAUGUUGUGACCAAAGUGUCGCUAAAAUCGCGGGAUCCACAAGUGACCACAUCCAGUUAUCGCUCCAAUUCCUUCUUCUCGGAUCUGGACUUUGAUGUCGAUACAGAGGCGAUGCGCAUGAUUGGUGACACCUAUGGACUGGACGAUCUCGACGAGACAUCGGGUGCAAUGAGCGUGGCGCGCACUCAACAGCAGCGAAAUAAUGCCAUCUCGCGUAGCAUGCGAAUGGAGGUGGCCUUGGUGCCGGAUUUGUCGGUGGUUGCCGAAACGGGCGUUGUCCUCCUUCAGCCGGAUGGCAAUGAUGAUGGCCAUGAUACGGCCAUGGACAUGAGUCCGGCAGCACAAGAUUUUCAUCAUUUCCCAUUGCAACAGAUAACGCUGCCCGAGAGCGGCAUGGAAGUGGCCAUAAGACGUGAUCUCCUGCUCGCAGAGACGACAACGAUCGAUGAUCGCGACCGGGAUCGGGAUCGUGAUCGCGAUCGAGAUAGGGAGCCGCGCACUGGCUCCACUAGCACAACCAAUGAAAUGUUCUCACCCACAACGCCCACGGGCAGCGGCAUGCUGUUGCCCUUCCAGCGGGUGCGUCUGCCGGUUGCGGUGCCCAGCAGCAACAUGGACGUGGUGCCAUCGAAUGCGCUAAGCGGCGGAGUUGUUGGACCCGGCGGUCGCAUGAGCUACGAUCCGAGCGGUGCACGCAAACGCACCGUUGACAUUGCCAUCGGCGGUGCCGGCAACAAGGAUGAGCUGCACAUGGACGAGAGCAUAUUGUCGCUGCUGCUCAAGCUGCACUCACAGCUAAGCGGCAAUCUGGACAGCUUUUCGCUCAGCGAUGGCGGCAACACAAUGGCCGCCGGCGCCGCAUCUCCCAUGGAUGUUGACUGCAAUGAGGCGAGCACCUCGACAAGCACAGCGCUGGCCGAGCGUGGCCACAGCUAUGGCAACUACAACUACAAGCAUAUACAUGUGUCCAGUUCGCGGAUUGGCGACGGACCAUUCUUUAUUGGCAAUCUGUUGCGCAAGAUUGCCACGAGGGAUGAGCAGUGCGCGCAGAGCAUCGAUGACAUACGGGCACGGCUCUGGCCCAAUCAGCGCGAGAAACAGGCGGAGGCGCGCGCACGCGAAACCAAGGAGAAGGAGGAGCGACGGAAGAAGGCGCGCGAACGCCAACAGAAAAUGAUGCAGGAUUUUGCCAAUAAACAGAAACAGUUUAUGCAAUCGGCUGCCGCGGCGGCCAACAAUUUGGACUUUGGCUUGGAGGAUGAGGACGAGGAUUCCAUGUAUGAGGAGCAGCCGCGCGAAAAGGAAUACGAUUGCAUCAUUUGCAAUUGCACAACGGCCAGCACCGAAACGAAUCCCAUCGGUCUCGUCGUCCUCGUCGAGUCCAGCGGCAUUGUCGGCCAUCGCCGGCGAAUUGCCGAGCGUCUGCCACUCCCCCUUAACGAUGCGGACAAAGAGCGUCUGGCGCACACAACGCGACUGGCCAGCGAAUUCGCUAGGCGCACCGAACUGCUUGGCCUCAAGUUUGGCGACGAGUCUUGGUAUCUGUCCAAUAAUAUGGCCUACGACAACGGCGUUCAUGUGCAGUCGUGCGGCCAUCAUGUCCAUCUCAGCUGCCUGGAGGCGUACCUCAAGACGCUCUAUACAACCCAGCGGCAGCCCGUGCAGGAUCGUGGCGAAUUCUAUUGUCCUGUCUGCCGACAGCUAUCCAAUUCUGUGCUGCCCCUUAGUCCGCAGCUGGACAGGCCUAUGCAUCUGGUCCGUUCCGGUAACCAGCCGUUCGAACAGCUUGUCGCCGAUCUCACGGAUUUGAUUAAGGAGAACGAAACGAUACCGCAACCCACGAAACUCACAGAGGCCAUGGGUCACGCCAUGGAGGUGAUGACAAACAUAGCGCAGCGGAAGGUCAAAUCGACAAAAAUAACGUUCCGGAAGCUGUUCAUAUUUGUGACAUCGAUAGCCCGGACCAAUCUGGAGGCAGAGAUCAUACAGCGCGGCGGCUCACUGUGCUCAUCGAAUGCCACACGCUACAAGCCGAAGCGGGACUGCAUUGUCCCUCUGUUGCAUGUGCUGUCCGUGCACGUGCGUGUCCUCGUCGAGUGGCCACUGUGGAGCAGUUGGGCGUCGCUGGCCGGGAUGCCGGUGCGCGAUACGGAGCCAUUGCCCACACAUUGCCGGGAGGUGAUACCUAGUCUGCUGGCGGAUCCCAUUGCGUUGCUGCUCAAAUUUAUAUUGCUCGCACCGCUGCAUCUCGAUCAGGAUUAUUUCACCUGCAUGGUAAAGGUCAUGUACAAUCUGCUCUACUAUCAGAUUGUUGUGCAAUUGUGCGUUACGCUCACCGAUUUCGAGUGCGAUCACAUUUUGGCCAACUACAGCAGCAGCAAGUCCGAAGCAACCGCCACAAGUUCCUCCUCCGCCUCCGCCUCCGCCUCCUCCUCGACACAAGCAACUGCAAGUGCAACAGCGACCAGUAGCAGCAGCAGCAGCAGCGGCAGCAGCAGCAGCAGCAGUAGUGGCAGUGGCAUUGGCAAUCGCCGGAGCAGCGCCGCGCGUUUUGGGCCGCUGAAGAGCUGCGCGGAGCUGGGCAAGGCCAUGGCUUUGGUUUUGAAUCAAACGAAUCGCCUGUCGCAUCUGCGACGUGACAGCAUACCCAGCACCAGCGCCAGUGCCAGCAACAGCAGCAAUAGCAGCAGCAGCACAACAACAACAACAACAGAAGCAGCAGCAGCAGCAGCAGGAUCAGCAACAGGAAAGGAGGCAACAGCAGCAACUGCUGGAGGCAGCAGCAACAGCCCAACGGCAGAGGUUAAUCUCAAGUCGAUGGAACUGCAGCUGCAAUCGCUUUGUUUACCAUUUUUGCGAAUUGCGGCGCUGCUGCGUCAACAUUUGUAUAGGCACGAGAUGCCGGAAAUAUCAGCGCCUGGUUUGGAAUUUGUGCGUCUGGUUUAUUAUUUGGAAUUGGUCACAGAUUCAAUGGACUGGGAUUGUUUUAAUGCAUCCAAGGGCCUAUGCUUUAUACCCGGCACGGAGCAAACGUUGCCACAAUUUUGGUGCAAACAGCUAAUGGACGUUCAUCCGCCGUCGGAUACGGUGCGCGAGUUGAUACUCAUGAAUCAGCACUCGUUGUGGCAGCAGCCGCGUCUGCUGGAGCUGCCGCGCGAAUACGAGCGUCUCUUUACGUACUAUCAUGAGCGUCCAUGCCUCAACUGCUACAAGGUGCCCAAGGAGAGCUCCAUUUGUCUGCUGUGCGGCACAAUUGUGUGCCUCAAGCAGAAUUGCUGUGCCGAAAAGGAAUGCUGUGAGGCAGUGCGGCACACAUUGUCCUGCGGCGGCGGCAUUGGCAUCUUUCUGGUUGUCACCUCGACCUAUAUAAUUGUCAUUAGGGGGCGACGCGCCUGCCUCUGGGGCUCACUAUAUCUGGAUGAUUUCGAUGAGGAGGAUCGGGAUCUCAAACGCGGCAAGCCGCUUUAUCUGAGUCAGGAUCGCUUCAAUUUGCUGGAGUCACAGUGGCUGUCACAUAAAUUUGCACACACAAAGCACACGUGGGUGUUCCAUCGUGAUCUCUUGUGAAACAUGGAAGAUCUAUUGCGGAGCAUACAGGAGCUGGUUGGCCAGAUCUGAGCACAUUUGCCCGAAACAAAACAAAAAAAAUAUACAUAAUAUAAAAACCGAACCCAAAACCGAAUCGAAACCAACUGCAAAACGAAACGAUGCGAAUUCUGCAAUUGGGCCAAGUCAUAAACUGCAAACCUGGUCUCUUACCAGCUCCUAUAACAACAUACACACACACACACACCCAACUCUUUUGGCCGCUAAACACAACAAAUUACAAGUUGCAUGCCGCAUCCAGCUAUGAUUGACUAUGAUAAUGAACAUAUAUGUGUAUAUAUAUAUACAUACGUAUGCAUGGCGUGAUGAGCAGCAAGUGCAGCUGAUUGUAGUUAUAACGAGUCAUAUUUAACAUAAACAUAACUAUAUAUAGUUAUAUAUGCAUAUAUAUAUAUACAUAUAUAUAUAUAUAUAUGUAUAGAUUAGGUCGAGCGAGAAACUGAUAUUAAGUCGCAUUCAUAAAUAUAUAUAUUUAAUAUACAUAUAUAUAUA
Messenger RNA from Drosophila novamexicana, 8393 nucleotides. It is a transcript of the gene Ubr3, whose product is annotated as E3 ubiquitin-protein ligase Ubr3. Gene Ontology annotation, cellular component: ubiquitin ligase complex; cytoplasm. The record is from RefSeq and is a predicted model, not a curated record. The coding region runs from base 1080 to 7862 and encodes 2260 amino acids. Gene Ontology annotation, molecular function: ubiquitin protein ligase activity; zinc ion binding. Gene Ontology annotation, biological process: protein ubiquitination; ubiquitin-dependent protein catabolic process via the N-end rule pathway. NCBI's taxonomy places the organism in Eukaryota, Metazoa, Arthropoda, Insecta, Diptera, Drosophilidae. The transcript is spliced from 12 exons.